Mizuhopecten yessoensis (Yesso scallop) is the source of this 6044-nucleotide messenger RNA. Its product is annotated as protein patched homolog 1-like. Gene Ontology annotation, cellular component: plasma membrane. The record is from RefSeq and is a predicted model, not a curated record. Gene Ontology annotation, biological process: smoothened signaling pathway. Bases 60 to 4049 code for a protein of 1329 amino acids. Lineage: Eukaryota; Metazoa; Mollusca; Bivalvia; Pectinida; Pectinidae. Gene Ontology annotation, molecular function: hedgehog family protein binding; hedgehog receptor activity; smoothened binding. The transcript has 29 exons.
AAUGCUGAAGUUGUUUUUAGAAGUGUGAGCAGACGACAUGUUGAAUAUCCGGCAUUAGCAUGGAUGAUUUACAGCCAUAUUUGAAAAUGAAGAUAUCUGCCCUGCACUCGGGAGCCACGAUGACGGUUCGGAGAAAGGGAAACAACAAAGAGUUUGAGGAUGAAUUGUUUACAAGGACUAGUUGGGUAAAUGCAGCUGAGGCUUAUAGACAAGUCAAAAAGGGAAAAGCGGACGGUAACAAAAAUGCUCUGUGGUUACGAUGUCACUUGCAAAAUUACUUGUUUGCCAUCGGCAGUUUCAUUGACUUACAUUGUGGAAAAGUUCUUUUUGUGGGAUUAUUGCUUCUCUCAUUGUGUUGUGUUGGUCUGAAAACGGCUAAAAUAGAAACCAACAUCGAGGAAUUAUGGGUUGAAGAGGGAGGUCGUUUAGAGGAGGAGUUGGAUUAUACACGGAAUACUGUAAACACAGGGAGUGGCAUUACUAGUGAACUUAUUAUACAAACCCCUAAAAUAAAGGGCAGUCAUUUAUUAGAUGUGCAAUCAAUGCAGCUCCAUUUAGAGACAUUACGAAAAGUCACACAGAUAGAAGUGGAUAUGUAUGAGCAAUCAUGGAACUUUAAAGAUUUGUGUUUUGUAGCUGAUUUUCCAGAAUUUGAAGACAUGUAUUUAAAUUCAAUUUUAAGCCAUAUAAAACCAUGUAUCAUUAUGACCCCAUUGGACUGUUUUUGGGAUGGUUCAAAACUUCUUGGACCAGAAAGGGAUUUCCUCCCAGGAUUGGGUAUUUCAUUAAUGAAAUGGACAAACUUAAACCCAGAACAGUUAAUAGAUAUGAUUAGAGAUGAAACUCCAUCUGCGUAUGUCGAAGCUAUUGAAGAAGUAAUGAAAAGGGCGGGAGUAACUACAGCGUAUCAAGAAAAGCCAUGUUUAGAUCCUUCAGAUUCAAAUUGUCCAGCUCUGGCACCAAACAAACAAUCAAGGGAGUUACCUGACAUUGGUGGUGCACUAACGGGUGGUUGCUAUGGUUUUGCCACCAAAUACAUGCAUUGGCAGGAAGACCUAAUUGUGGGAGGCAUUACCAGAAACAAAACAGGCCAUAUUGUCAGAGCGGAGGCCCUGCAGUCUAUUGUACAGCUUAUGGACGAUCAGCAGCUCUUCGAUUUCUUCAAGGUCACUAGUAAAACCAUCAGCAUUGACUGGACUCCAGACAAAGCUAAGGCCAUACUGGAAGCAUGGCAGAGGAAGUUUGCUCAGGUGGUCAAUGGAAUGGGCAAUUCUACGUCACCUGACCAGAUGUUAGGAUUCUCGACUACCUCACUUAUGGACAUCAUGAAAGAGUUCUCCAGCGUUAGCACCGUCAGAGUGUUGUUUGGCUAUGUUCUAAUGGUAUUUUAUGCAUGUAUUUCGUUGCUGCGGUGGAACAAUGGAGUUCAGUCUCAAAGUGGCAUUGGCGUCGCUGGUGUCCUCCUUGUGGCAUUAUCUGUGGCAGCCGGCCUGGGGAUAUGUUCUGUACUAGGGAUACCCUUCAACGCUUCUACAACACAGAUUAUUCCAUUCUUGGCUCUAGGACUCGGAGUUGAUGAUAUGUUUCUUAUUGCUCACACAUAUUAUGAAAAUGGCAACAAAAAAUCCAUACCCUAUUCAGACCAGACUGCAGAAUGUCUUAAGAGGACUGGUGUGUCUGUACUUUUGACCUCUGUCAAUAACAUGCUGGCUUUCUUCUCUGCCGCUAUCAUCCCAAUACCUGCUCUCAGAGCAUUCUCCCUUCAGGCUGGUAUUUUGAUUCUCUUCAACCUGGGAUCAGUGCUAUUGGUAUACCCAGCCAUCUGUAGCUGGGACCUGAAGCGGAAGGAAGACAAGCGUGUGGACAUCUUCUGUUGUAUUCAGAGUUAUGCUGAGAAUAACAACAACACAGUGAUAGAUCUGGCUCCCAGCCGUAACGAGUUUGAGAUGCGUGACCAGAGCCCUCCCCCCUGCUACGGUACCCCACCCCCUAGUUACAGUCCCAGCCCUCCUCCCAGUUACAAUGCAGUGGUCAAUGCCGGACCGGAUGGUGAUCAUGUGGUCACUUCUCUUGCCCCUGAGGGCUUGUUUGUGGCCAGACCAACCCCUCUUCCAUCAUUGUGCCCAUCCACGACCUCUUCGCGCCAAUGUUUGACCCCCGACGACAGAGUCAGCUGCGGGGAGCGUUUCGCUCAGGCCCAGAGGGAGUGUCUCAGUUUGAGCCUCACCAGCUUCGCCACACGAAGGGUGGGACCUUUUCUGAAGAAACCUCCCGUCAAGGUUUUCACCGUGUUAUCAUUUGUUAUUGUGUUGAUGGUCAGUAUCUAUGGCAUUACAAAGGUCAAGGAUGGCCUUGACUUAACAGACAUCGUUCCGAAGGGCACUAAUGAGUACAAGUUCCUAGAGGCACAAUCGGAUUACUUUGGCUUCUACAAUAUAUACCUAGUCACAAAGGGAGAUUUUGAUUAUCCUAACAACCAACCCUUACUACUGGAGUACCACAAGUCAUUCCAAAGUGUAGGAAAAAUUAUCAAGCGUGAAGAUGGCUCACUGCCAAACUUUUGGCUGAUUAUGUUCCGGCAGUGGCUGGAAGACUUGCAGACAGUAUUUGACCGUGAAUAUUCGGAGGGACGGUUGUACCGUGACGGAUGGUACACCAAUGCAUCAGACAGUGGUGUACUGGCAUAUAAACUGUUGAUCCAGACCGGAGACGUGGACACACCUUAUGACAAAAACCUGUUUCCCCACAACCGUAUGGUAGAAAAUGGAAUCAUUGCCCCAAAGGCCUUCUAUAGCUACCUGACCGCAUGGACAUCCAAUGACCCAAUGGCCUAUACUGCAUCCAUGGCUGACUUGCAUCCCCCUACCAAGGAUGAGCCGCAUGACUCCUACGAUUACGAACUCAAAAUAUCCAAGGCACAGCCUCUGAUUUAUGCCCAGAUACCAUUUUAUCUCACCAACCUGUCCGACACGGAGGACAUCCUACAUACAAUCAAGGCCAUCCGUGCAAUCUGCGACUCAUUCACCGAGCGAGGUUUACCAAACUAUCCAAGCGGAGUACCAUUCACGUUCUGGGAGCAGUACAUCAACCUACGCUUCUAUCUGAUGUUGUCCAUCCUGUGUAUUUUAGUUGUUACCUUUAUUGUGAUCACCGUUAUCCUUAUGAAUCCCUGGCUGGCCAGCAUUUUGGUUGUUGUUCUGACCAUGAUUGUGGUUGAGCUAUUUGGUGCAAUGGGUCUGACGGGUAUUAAACUGAGUGCCGUUCCUGCGGUGGUUCUCAUUGUCAGUGUUGGCAUCGGAGUGGAAUUUACCGUCCAUGUGGCAGUGGGUUUCCUAACGGCCAUUGGGUCACGAAACAAGCGCAUCAUGAUUUCCCUUCAGCACACCUUCGCCCCAGUCAUUCAUGGUGCCAUCUCAACACUUUUGGGAAUUGUCAUGCUCUUGAGUGCAGAAUUUGAAUUCAUUGUCAAGUAUUUCUUCAAUGUGCUCGCAGCUUUAGUUGUAAUUGGUCUCCUUAAUGGCUUGGUGUUGUUACCUGUGCUUCUGUCCCUCUUUGGACCUAAAGGAGAGGUUAGACCAAGAGGAGAGCACCCAGACAGACUAGAAACGCCAUCACCAGAACCGUCGCCAAAACCAAAGAAAAAGGUACCGGUACGGGCAACAAGAAGCAGUCGAAGGUUAUAUCCCAGAGUUGCAUCUGACAACUCUCUGACUACUAUCACAGAGGAACCAUCACAAUACUCCUCUCAUGAAAUCAUUGUCGAGCCAGAGGUCAUCGUGGAAACCACCCAUGUUCCAGUGGGUGCUAACUAUGACAGUAGCAACAACAGUAGUAGAAAUAGUACACCACCGGGGUCGACUGCCUCCACGCCGCUGGCAUCCCACAUUACACGGGUGAAGGCUACAGCAACUGUGAAGGUGGAGGUCCAUACGCCUAUUAUGCACGGAGGCACAGUUGAAAUGUCAGUAUCAAAUAAAAACCGCAAAAGCAAAAGACGGAAAUUAAAAGAAUUAGAAAGUUCAGAUUCAGAUUCCAGUAGUAGGUCCUAGCAGAAGGUACAGUUCUGUGUGGAUAAUUGGAAGGUGCUAAGGCCCUGUGUUAUAUAGACAAAUACCAGGCAUCGUGUGGGACGUCAUAUGAAUGUCCUUUCUUCAAUGCUGUGCCACAUUUCUCAGUAUUCUCUCAAACAAGGUUGUGUGUCUUCCAUUACCUGGAAGACUGUACCACUUAGUGCUAAACUGUGAUGUUCGAGAUUACUUGGUGGGUGGAUGUGCCGUCCAGGAGCCUUAUAACUGCAUCCUGGGUGUGGCACAUCCAUCCUCUAGGCAAAUCGCAGAGUGACUGGACACUCGUAUUACUGUUCAUAAUUAUUUACUUAAUAUAAAGGCAGCUGAACUUCAAAGCUAGAGGACAGCUAUGUUUGCUAAUGGCCAGUGUUAUCCUUCAGAUCAAUGCUAAAUAAAUCUCAGGUGUGUGAAACAAAACUUCGUUAGCAGGUGUGUAAAACAAAACUUCGUUAGCAGGUGUGCAUGCAGCAUGCAAGCUCAACUCAUCAACCUACCGUUGUUACGUGUUCAAAAACGACAUCAUGGAGAUAACUACCCAAGUUGUGUUACUAAAGACAAAAUCUUCGCAACCUGGAUUCACCUAGUUAUUGUUAAAACUUGUCAACGGAAACGGAGCCUGCAGUUGUGUGAAGCACAGACUUAAGCUAACCCCAUGAGUGGACCGCAUAUGUAUUAAACGGGUGUCAAGCUUAACUGGCUUGUGAUUGCUUUAUUAUGAAGGAUAAAAUGUGGAGUAUACAUUGUAACGUUAAUGUUACCAGGGAAAAAAGAGAGAAACACUCUUUCUUAAUUUAAUGUGUGAAGUAAGAUAAAGACUUUGAAGCUUUUUAUUCAGACAUGAGAUGGGAUAAUAGAUGACAAUGUCCGAUUUCUGUACUGGUCAUCUGGUCUGUCUUGUUUCUGCUUACUACGGGUACUGUAUAAUAAAUAUUAUGUGUUGAUUGUCCUUAUCAAAGUGUCAUUUUAAUACUAUGAAUCCUGUUGAUGUCGGGGGAGUUAAUCAUUAAUAAACAAAUGUAAAAUCAGGUCGGACUGUUCAAAGGUUUAUAACUUUUAAAAAAGACGUACUGUUGAAUCUUCGCGUUUGAUCUUGACAUUUUCCAUCUCCUUUUUUUUUUUUUUGGUCAUCAUUUGGAAUUCAGUGGCAAUAUGUCAUUUUUCUACCUUUGCUGUCUGCAGUAUUAUCAAAAUUAUUUUUUCAUUAAUGUCUUUAUAUUUAUUUAAAUAAAUUGACAUUAAUGAUAUUUUUUUUUUUUUUAAAUGUAUUUUUUUAAAGACUUUUGCAAUACAAUCUUUGAACAAUCUGGCUCCAGGUGUAAGAUAUUGACACCCAAUUUUUUUUAUGAAGUAAUUGAUGUAUUUUAUUUAUUUAUGAAUUUGAAAACAAAUGUUAUCAUUUGGCACUGUAGCAUAGCACAUACUCCUAUAAUCUUGAAAGUAUUACUUAAUCGUGCUGUGCUUCUGUGCCAAUACUGAUGCUGUUAUAAGAGAUGUAUAAUAGUCCUGUUACAUUGUAAGAUAGUCUGUAUGUAGUAACUAAGUUUAUUAUCAGAGGCGAGAUGUACAAACUUUAAUGUAUGAUGAUGUAAACAUUAUUUGAGGUGUAUAAAGUGCUGUUAUCAUAGGUCGAAUAGGGAUGCCAACAAGAGGAUACAAAGUAUUAUACACUGGGGUGUGGACGGCACAGAUUUGGGGUUUUAAUUAUCGGAGCUAUUUAGAUUGUCGAUUAUUAAGGGCAUUGAUGACCAUAAGGGAUGGAAAGCUGAUUUAUAAAAUUGGGCAUUAUUGUGUUUAUAUGUGAAGUAUUAUUAAUGGUACUAGAAAUCUGUUAUGAAUAUUUAAAACUUUGAAAUAUUUGGCAAGGUAUACGUAGUAGAAGCUAUAGCAUCGAUAUUAUUGCCUAUUCCAUCUUUGCAUAUUGCAGAGUUAUCUUCCCUUGUGAGCAGGUAUUGAUUGUUACGUCAUUCGCUUGUGAGA